GGCCAAGCACCGGCGGAAGUGCAGCGAAAUGGGCUUGGCUUUGUUGCCCGCAUCUGCUGCGAAAUUUGAAUCAUGCAUCGAGAUUCAUCGUCUUUGAAAGCUUUGUUUCGCUGCAGGGACUCAUCAAACGGAAAACCACCCAGGACCGUUCGGAAGACGAGAGCGUCGCACGAAGCGAAGCUCGUUGUCGUGGACGCUGCGCUGACGUGACGGCCUCGCAAGGCGACGUCUAAUAGCAUAGCACGCUGCUGUCUAAAUGUCCAUCCAUUCUGCUAGGGUGAAGGCCGCUGGAGCGACUGCCAAGAUGGCAAUGGAGCAUCUGCUAUCUGUAAGGCCAAAGGAUACGAGUAGUCAUCAGCAACAGCUGAACGAGCUGAUACUAGUUGCACCAUCACUGUGGUGAGCAGAUUCUGCCGUGUCACUGGCGAGCGCUGGAUCAAAGUUGUGGAAGUUUGCGACGACAAUAGCGGCGCUCCUGGUGGCGCUACAACCUUGGAAAUCCCUGACCAAACCGGCCUGCUCGAGAUGUCGUGUCUUUCCGCCGUUAGAGUACAUCGAUCUUGUUGCAAGCCUCACCACCGGUCACCUGCACCAACCUCACAAAUUCUCGGCGAGCAUCGAUAGGCAGACACCAUGACAUUAUCACCUUAGUCGAGCGCCACCACUAACGGAGAAUACCCGCUGGAGUAUCUGCUGUUGCAGCGCAAACAAGUAACCAAGUCUCGAUCGGAGAAUGUAUACAAGAUGUCCAACGGAGACUGCAAUCUGGAUUUUUGUGAUUCCUACGUGUCUCGCUUGCCCGUGUGACUCAACAAGCUUGCAAUGCUCUCAGCUGAAGAAGAAUACCCACAUGCAUGAGUCAUGGUUGGUAUUCUUCAGUUUUCUUGACGAGUUAACCUUUUUUAGAAAAGUGCUUUUUACUUGCCCGUUCUCAGCAGAAUAUUAUAAAAAGUGCUUUUUCAAGUGUCCAACUCGCAAAGAGACAGCAUUCGCGGCCUCAAAGCUCAUCUGUCCGCCUCCAUGCGCGUGCAAGCCCUCAUCGCGCUAUCCACGGCCGUCGCCUCCGCUUCGGCCGCUCGGACAGACCGCUCUCUUGGUGCUUUCGUAGACUGCCCUUCUGUGCGCUCAGACGGAUCUCCAUGCCUCUGGGCCGGUCAGAACGGAGAGAUCGUCGACUCGAAGACCCUACGCGACCUCCUCGUCCAGCGCAACCUCGUGUCAUUCAGCGAGCGCGACGGCCUCACCCGCAACCUGCAGGCGCACAUGACGUACAUCGAGGACGUGCACAUGUACGCCAAGAGCGUGGGCCACGAGUUCUCGUACCACAUGGGUGUGAACGAACGCCACUUGACGUCGUCCCCCAAGCGUCGCCUCUCUCCUCAGGGGCUUGUGGAUCAGGAGGUCAAGUCGGCACACUCACGUCGCCUCAAGGCGGAGGCCAGCGGCAGUACAGCCUCCACCACUAGCACGGUGUCGAGCUCCGGUAGCUCCGAGUACUGGAACUGGUGUGACACAGACAACUCGUUCGGCUACAGUGUGUGCUCCUCCGUCAAGAGUCAGCAAAACUGCGGCAGUUGCUGGGCUUUCGCUGCGGCCGAUGCCAUUGAGACGGCCGUCGUCAUCGCCGAGAACGCGUCAGCGGCUGUGUCGCUCUCUCCGCAGCAAUUUCUAACGUGCAGUACGUUGGAGACGACACAGACCUUCGACUACUGCUGGGCUUCAGACAGCGGCGUGGACGGUGCCAGCUGGAUGGAGACCGAGAUAAAAUGGGAAUCACAGAAUAAUGGCUGCAAUGGUGGCAUGACUCACGGCGCCUUCAUUGACGCGGCACAGAAUGGGUGGGGGCUUGUGACCGAGCUUACAAUGCCGUACGACGACUCCAGCUCGGGUAGCACGUCUUCGAAUAAUGUGUCAUCGACGUGCACUGUGAGUGAUAAUGAGACGGCUGCCAGUAUUACAGGCUGGGAACAGGUUGUGGGCACGGACUGCACGGCUUCGAACAACUGCACGACCUUGCUCCGCACCGCGUUGGAGAAGCAGCCGAUUGCUGUGGCAAUAAACUCGGAGGACCCUUUUGGUGAAUACGCUGGCGGCUUUUACAGCUGUCCAAACGACGGCGAUCUGUCUUCGAAGGACGAUGUGAAUCACGCGCUUGUGCUCGUAGGCUACGGUACUGACGCCUCGGUGGGAGACUACUGGAUCCUCAAAAAUUCGUAUGGCAGCUCAUGGGGAGCUAGCGGCUUCAUGAAGCUUGUAGCAGACUCCAAGGUGAACUGCGGUCUAAACAUUUUCCCCGUCAUCCCUACGGGUGCAUCGGCCGGAGCUGCGGCAACCACUAGCGUUGAUAGUGGCGGGGAUAAGGUCUUUGUUGGUCUCAGUCCGACAAAUUGGAUUGUCGUCGCGGCAGUGACGACGAUUUUCACGAUUGUGAUGACCGCCAUUGGCAUGAUCAUCUCACAGCGGAAGCUCAAGUCGAUCCGUAAGCAAAACUCUGUCAUGUACGCGGGCCGUGCCCCGGUGAACGCACAGCAGACAAUGGCGCACUAGGCUCGUUACCCAUGGCGUCUGGACGAGCCGAGUAAUCUGUCCGCUACGAACACACUAGUUUGACAAUUCUGGCCGCCUUUUUGACUCGUGUAGCUUCAUAUUCAUCAGAAACGAUACAUAAAACAAUGUUAGCAUUGGGGUAGUUCUGCUGGCGACGGCACUUACUUUACAGCGAUGCAAUUUCGCCUUGAAAAUAUGAAUCAAUCGAAGAAGUCUUGGUUUGCGUUCACUCGCGCGUAGCAGAGCGAUAAGCCGACUGAAACAUUUAUAAUACUUCCAGAGGAA
Molecule: messenger RNA, 2832 nt
Organism: Phytophthora nicotianae INRA-310
Lineage: Eukaryota; Oomycota; Peronosporomycetes; Peronosporales; Peronosporaceae
Exons: 1
Coding region: 1021-2547 (508 amino acids)
Cellular component (GO): lysosome
Molecular function (GO): cysteine-type endopeptidase activity
Source: RefSeq, a predicted model, not a curated record